AAUUAGUUUCGCUUUUCCCACGCAAUGUUUGACAAAAUCUGGAAUUAGAAACCCAGUUUAGCAUUCGUUAACUUGGGUGUGAAGCUUGCUGUCCAAUGGUGUCCUUGUACAACACUGGACUGGAAUUGGCAAAUCUAUUGUUAGGAUCAGACCUAUUGAAUCAGUCAUGGGAUGCAAUUUCAAAGCUUCAAAAACAGAAUGUCUCUCUUUUGGAGGACCCAUCACUUCCUUUCUCUCUUAAAUACCAUGUUUAUGAAAACCCAUCAAAGGGUUCUAUUAUCGCUUUCGUAUCUUCACCCAAUUGUGCUGUCAAUCAUUUGCGAGGAGAGUUUAGAGAGCUGAUUUCUUCAAAUGAAAUUACGUCCUUUGACUUUCUUUGCACCAAAAGUAAUACUUGUUCCAUCUCCAUUCAUAAAGCUGCUGUUACCCUUUUUGCUUCUCUUGAGAAUGAGCUCUCUCUUCUCAAACACCAGUUCACCAGCAACCAACCUCUAAUUGUUACUGGACAUUCUCUGGGAGGAUCAGUUGCAUCUCUCUUCACCUUGUGGCUGCUUGAUAGCCUUCCCAGAUAUGGUGUGCAGCAUAUUCUCUGCAUUACUUUUGGGUCUCCACUUCUUGGUAACAAUGGCUUUCAGAAAGCCAUAUCAGAGAAUCCGACAUGGAGCUCGUGCUUCUUGCACGUGGUCUCAGAUAAAGAUCCAGUUCCAAGAUUUCUCAUCUCAGACCAUAAUGCCUCUGAUGCUACAUUGACUACUACAACCUAUUACAUGCCAUUUGGUACCUAUCUCUUCAGCUCAGAAUCAGGUUUCUCUUGCUUCGAGGAACCACAAUCGAUUCUGGAGUUGAUGAUGAUAAUGAGCUCAAGAUGUGCUGAAAGUGAAAAUCUAAAUAACUGCUCUCAGGCCAUUGAUUAUGGACAUAGCUUGGAACAGCUAAAGAACAAAGCCAUUUGCAGGGGAAUCUCAGAGCUGCCUGACUCAAUAAGUAAUCCACUUCAAGCAGGUACCUAUCUACUGCUAGAAGCAACUGGAGUUGGAAAGUUACAGGAAAAUGUUAACUUGAGCUGUCUUGCAAUGAAUAUUGCAAAAAGGGCAGAGGUUCAUGCCAAACACAAGCAGAAGGUUUUUGAUCCCUCCAAAAUAAGUAUAACUAAAAAGUCUAUGUCUUACCUUGAAUGGUACAUGAAAAACUCUUUGGAAGAGGCAGGGUAUUAUGACAAAUAUAAAACUAGACGUUCCAGAAGCAGAGACGAGAUUGAAAGCACAGAAAACCUAAUCAAUCAUCACAGAACUUUGAAGCUCUUCUGGAAAAAAACAGUAACUGAAGUGGAAAAUUUGCCCUGGAAGGAGGGGAGAACUCGCCGAAAACGUUUGCUUUAUGCUGCAACAAACUAUCGAAGGAUGGUUGAACCACUCGACAUAGCUGAGUAUUAUGGUAGGGGAAAGAAAGAUUAUGUAAGUCACGGAAGAGCUGAACACUAUAAACUAUUGGAGAAAUGGUUAACUGGUGAAAAUACUCACACAUACCAGAGAAGCCAAGCCUCUAGUCUUACAGUUGAUUCUUGCUUCUGGGCUUAUGUUGAGGAAGCUUUGAUCUCUUGUGAAGUGUUAAAGGAUGGACAAAGUAGGACCCCACAAGACCAAGAAUCAGCUAGAGAAAACCUUAUCAAAUUUGAGCAGUAUGUAAUGGAUAUGAUUAAUAACUUCUUGGUGUCUCCUGAGAUUUUCUUGUCUCAAAGCAGCUUCAUGCUGUGGUGGAGGGAAUAUUCCAGAGUUGUAGGAAAUUCAUAUACCUCACCCUUGACUAAUUUUAUGGAGGAUGGCUUUCGUAGAUAUGCUUAGCAAAUUAUAUCUGUAUAGGAGAAUGUAAUUUAUAGCUUAUAUGCCCAACUUAAAACUACUUUUCCAUUCUCUCUCUUUAAUGUAACCUAUAACUUUAUAA
Messenger RNA from Solanum dulcamara, 1941 nucleotides. RefSeq names its product senescence-associated carboxylesterase 101-like. Gene Ontology annotation, molecular function: carboxylic ester hydrolase activity. Gene Ontology annotation, biological process: lipid metabolic process; defense response. Lineage: Eukaryota; Viridiplantae; Streptophyta; Magnoliopsida; Solanales; Solanaceae. The record is from RefSeq and is a predicted model, not a curated record. Bases 96 to 1841 code for a protein of 581 amino acids. The transcript has 4 exons.